Messenger RNA from Pezoporus occidentalis (night parrot), 2405 nucleotides. RefSeq names its product solute carrier family 25 member 30 (gene SLC25A30). The record is from RefSeq and is a predicted model, not a curated record. Gene Ontology annotation, biological process: transmembrane transport. Lineage: Eukaryota; Metazoa; Chordata; Aves; Psittaciformes; Psittacidae. Gene Ontology annotation, molecular function: transmembrane transporter activity. Bases 58 to 930 code for a protein of 290 amino acids. The transcript is spliced from 10 exons.
GGUCGCGGGUGCUGGUGAGGGUCAUCUCCCGGCCGGGUGCAGAAAGAAUAAUCAACAAUGUCAGCACUAAACUGGAAGCCCUUUAUCUAUGGAGGAUUAGCAUCAAUCACUGCAGAAUGUGGUACUUUUCCCAUUGAUCUGACAAAAACACGUCUCCAGGUUCAAGGUCAAGUUAAUGAUGCCAAAUAUAAAGAGAUCCGCUACCGUGGAAUGAUGCAUGCACUAGUCAGAAUAAGCAGAGAAGAAGGAUUGAAAGCCUUAUACUCUGGGAUUGCACCUGCGAUGCUAAGGCAAGCUUCAUAUGGAACUAUAAAAAUAGGCACUUACCAGAGCUUAAAAAGAACAUUUGUUGAGCAUCCAGAAGAUGAAACCCUGAUGAUAAAUGUUCUAUGUGGUGUUCUUUCGGGAGUAAUCUCAUCAUCUAUUGCCAACCCUACAGAUGUCUUAAAGAUCAGAAUGCAAGCCCAAGGUAGUGUGAUUCAAGGAGGAAUGAUGGGUAACUUCAUACAGAUCUACCAAAAGGAAGGCACUAAAGGCUUAUGGAAGGGAGUAUCAUUGACAGCACAGAGAGCUGCUGUUGUUGUAGGAGUAGAACUGCCAGUGUAUGACCUUACCAAGAAGCACAUAAUUAUGUCUGGAUUUAUGGGAGAUACCGUAUAUACUCACUUCCUCUCAAGUUUUACUUGUGGGUUAGCUGGAGCCCUUGCAUCCAACCCAAUUGAUGUUGUAAGAACACGCAUGAUGAAUCAGAGGAGCCAACAGUAUGGGGGACACUCAAACUACAAGGGUACUUUGGACUGCUUAUUACAAACAUGGAAGAAUGAAGGCUUUUUUGCUCUAUAUAAGGGGUUUUGGCCAAACUGGUUAAGACUUGGUCCUUGGAAUAUCAUUUUCUUUCUAACAUAUGAACAGCUGAAAAAAUUAGACUGACAUGCUGAACUGUAUCCUGAAUUCUGUGAAUGUACUGUUUGAGUUUAAAGCAACUUGUAAGUUGUCUUGAGUAUUUACUCUCUGUUGUUGGAGAUGCUGGCCAGAGGAAGAGGUCACUGUAAGACUGUUGUGAAUGACAAGAACCUGGAAGUGGUUUCAAGGCUGACUGGCUCCUGUAACAACAGCUUGCUUAUGUGACUCUGUGGGUGAUGUGCACUGUUUUCUAGACAGAAUCAAAUAUGGUGGCAUUCCGUCUGUCAGCUGUGUAAGUUUACUUGAAUGUGAAGGUCUGUAAUACAGCUUUAUGCUGUUGAGACUUAGAUGCACAAUGUUUUUAAGAGGCAGAGAAAGAUAGGUAGUACCACAGAGCUGAGUUUCUCCUUCCAUAAGGGUAUGCAAUUUGACUGUGGUAGUUUCUAGUUUCAAAGUAACUAGAAGAUGCCUUUUCAGGCUUUCAGUUCAGUAAAAUACCUGCUGCAAGAUAAAAAUCUGCUUCUGGUUUUAGAGCUUUCCUGUGUUCUAAGACUUUAGAUGUUGGCAUAAGUUGCUGGAAAUGAUCCAGUUUCCUUUGAAAGCAUGGUUGCCACAACUGUCAGUUUGUAUAGCUGCAAGUGUUCUCCCAUAUAUUCUUGAUUUUUAUUUUUUUUUCAGCGUGAUUCUUCAAUGUAUGCAUAUGUAAAUUCACAAGUAGGAAUGAAGUUCAAGCAAGUCCAUGCUUAUCUGCAUGUCUUGCAGAGAAACUUUCUAUGCCUUUCCUGUUGUUGGGAAGAGCUAUUUGUAAUGGAUACUGGGUGUUAUGUAUCAUCUGAGAUACAAGUUUUACACUGAGCAGUUCUGGCUGUGUUAUAUAGGUGCCACAGGAAAAGAACCAGGCCCCUCCAAAGGUAAAUCCACAAUAAAGAUCAUUUUCCUUCUUUAAGAUAACACCCAAACCCAGAACUACUGAGUACAACUGUACAACAUACAUGCAAGUAAACACCAUGUAGAAAUCAACUACAACUGCCUUCAAGCAUUACCUUUUGCCUGAAAUGAGUAUCUUAAACUUCAGGACCAUUAACGAAACAAUAUAUUAAGGUUCUUAAAUGCUGCUGGUGAAGUCCAGGCAAGGAAACAUGCAAUAUGUCAGUCAUGGGAUGGUUCCUCUGUAUUUACAGAGGAUGGCAAAGUGGGAUGUAUAGCUUUGUAUUUUUGUAGCAUUGUGUGUAUCUCUUAAACAUUUUUGGUUAAUUGUACAUUCCACUUAAACUGUUAUGAGAAUAUAGUAAUUUUGAAGUCAUAAGAUCCACAAAUGGAUUUCUAAAUGCAGAAAGCACUUUCUUUCCUGAAGUACAAUGUUUUUCUAUGUGUGGUGUUAUGCUCUGUGCAGUGGUUUUCUGUACAGCUUUUCUGUGAUUUAAUUGUAGAAAUUUUUGUACACUAUGUAAGCUAAGUGUAUGGGUUUUGUAACCUUAUUACAAGUUUUCAAGUCAUUGUGU